Neltuma alba is the source of this 2081-nucleotide messenger RNA. Its product is annotated as protein PIN-LIKES 2. Bases 203 to 1561 code for a protein of 452 amino acids. Lineage: Eukaryota; Viridiplantae; Streptophyta; Magnoliopsida; Fabales; Fabaceae. The transcript has 2 exons. The record is from RefSeq and is a predicted model, not a curated record. Gene Ontology annotation, biological process: endoplasmic reticulum to cytosol auxin transport. Gene Ontology annotation, cellular component: membrane.
GUCUGAUGAGAUUAAUCCCAUAUUCCAUCUGGCUCAAGCUCGUCAGCAACUUCAUGAAUCUCUUAUCUGCUGACUGAAGCCUGAAGAACUUGAAAGAUUCUACUCCACCAAUCUUCAGUUCGGGAGCUUGCUGAGUUUUCUUCAUCUGUUGAUUUUUAACUCAAGGGGAUUUUAUUCUUCGUCUUCAAGUUCUUAAGAAAAAAUGUCAGGAGGACCUGUGGUUGGUUUGCACGUAAAUGAUAUGAAGUCUAGCGGUGAAGAUCUUCAGACUGCUAUUGUGCCAUUGUUGAAACUUCUCUCCCUAACUGUCAUAGGACUGCUCCUUGCAAACCCUAAACUGCAACUCAUCCCCAGAGCGACAUUCAAACUCCUCAGUAAACUUGUAUUUGCUCUGUUCUUGCCAUGUCUAAUCUUUACUGAACUUGGUGAAAGCAUUACUCUGAAGAAUUUUUUGGAUUGGUGGUUUAUUCCUGUCAAUGUGCUUGUGAGCACUGCUCUUGGUUGCAUACUUGGGUUCUUGGUGGUGGUCAUAUGUCGCCCACCUCCUCGAUUUAACCGAUUUACCAUAAUAAUGACAGGAUUUGGAAACACAGGAAAUCUCCCUCUUGCUGUACUUGGUUCUGUCUGCCAUACUUCAAAUAAUCCAUUUGGAUCUAAUUGCCACUCAAGAAGUGUGGCCUAUGUCUCUUUUUCUCAAUGGGUUGCUGUAAUUCUAGUUUAUACUCUCGUUUAUCACAUGAUGGAGCCUCCUAUGGAGUAUUAUGAGCUUGUUGAUGAAGGGGCUGAAAUUGAGGAAGUACGCCCACUUAAUGAUAUCAGUAGGCCACUCCUUGUAGAAGCUGAGUGGCCUGGAAUUGAAGAUAAAGAGACUGAACAUUCCAAGACACCCUUUAUUGCCAGGAUCUUUAAGAGCAUUUCAGGAGUUUCCGCAGCCACUAUACCUGAUCUCGAAAUAACCCCAGAAAGCAGUGGGAACAGUCCUCGGUCCAUUAGGUGUUUAGCUGAGCCUAGAGUUGUUAGGAGGAUCAGAGUCGUUGCUGAACAAACUCCAAUUCAGCACAUACUUCAACCCCCAACAAUUGCCUCUCUAUUAGCUAUCAUCAUUGGCUCGGUGCCUCAACUGAAAGCAUUCGUCUUCGAUAAUGAUGCUCCCCUAUCUUUCUUCAAGGACAGUUUGGAAAUUUUAGGUGGUGCUAUGGUACCCUCUGUGAUGCUUAUUCUUGGGGGAAUGCUCGCUGAGGGCCCAAAUGAGUCUACACUUGGACUCAGAACUACAAUUGGUAUUAUUGUGGCUAGACUCCUUGUGCUUCCCAUUAUGGGAAUUGGAAUUGUGGCAUUGUCUGAUCAGCUGAAUUUCUUGGUUGCGAAUGAUGCCAUGUUUAGAUUUGUCCUUUUGUUACAAUACACUACACCAAGUGCCAUUUUACUGGGAGCAAUAGCCAGCUUGAGGGGUUAUGCAGUUAGUGAAGCUUCAGCAAUUCUCUUCUGGCAACAUGUGUUUGCCCUUUUCUCUCUUUCCUUGUAUAUCAUCGUCUACUUCAGAAUACUGCCCUUUAUUUGAUCUUGCCAUAUAUUUUACUACCUCUUGGCUGAGGAGGAUCAGUGAGCCCAUUAUUACAAUUGCAAUAUCCUAUGGAGUAUAAGGCUAAAUUAAGAUGAGUUGUUUCCUGCUCUGUGCUGCAAUGGUAGGUAUGAUGGAUGCAAAUGGUGAUUUCCCCCUUUGAUCUCCAGCUUCCAAGUUCAAUGAUGUUUUCCUUCUGAAAGAUGGUUUUGUCAAACAAUUGGCCGUAGUUUCUACUGUUUGCAGAGUAAUGGGUAUUGAAGCCUCUUGUUGGGGACUGUGUUUUCUAGGUUGUGCUUUGAAGUUGAUUUAGUAAUAAACUCCCCCUUUUAUGCUGUCUUCUUCGUCAUUAAAAGUGUAAAAUGAAUGCUUUAUAUUGUUUACAGGGAGUGUUUUGUGCCCAUAGCUAAAAUCUGUGUUGCGUGAUAAGAGUGGACCUACUAUAGUUCCUUCUCCUGAAAGGCACAAGCUAAAAACAGUCAAGUAUUGAGAUUCAGUGCAUGUUAUCUUUUCUUCUGCA